This is a messenger RNA of Pungitius pungitius (ninespine stickleback), 853 nucleotides long. RefSeq names its product wingless-type MMTV integration site family, member 7Bb (gene wnt7bb). Gene Ontology annotation, biological process: positive regulation of JNK cascade; cell fate commitment; canonical Wnt signaling pathway. NCBI's taxonomy places the organism in Eukaryota, Metazoa, Chordata, Actinopteri, Perciformes, Gasterosteidae. Gene Ontology annotation, molecular function: frizzled binding; cytokine activity. Bases 1 to 771 code for a protein of 256 amino acids. Gene Ontology annotation, cellular component: extracellular region. The transcript has 3 exons. The record is from RefSeq and is a predicted model, not a curated record.
AUGAUCGAAUCGAAGCACGGCAGUCGGGAAGCGGCGUUCACCUACGCCAUCACGGCGGCGGGGGUGGCCCACGCCAUCACGGCGGCGUGCAGCCAGGGCAACCUGAGCCAGUGCGGCUGUGACCGGGAGAAGCAGGGCUUUUACAACCAGGAGGAAGGCUGGAAGUGGGGAGGCUGCUCGGCGGACAUCAAGUACGGCAUCGAGUUCUCCCGCCGCUUCGUGGAUGCCCGGGAGAUUAAAAAGACUCCCCGGCGCCUGAUGAACUUGCACAACAAUGCGGCGGGGAGAAAGGUACUAGAAGACAGAAUGAAGCAGGAGUGCAAGUGCCACGGCGUCUCGGGCUCCUGCACCACCAAGACCUGCUGGACGACCCUCCCCAAGUUCCGAGAGAUCGGCUACGUGCUCAAGGACAAGUACAACGAAGCCGUGCACGUGGAGGUGGUGCGGGCCAGCCGCCUGCGCCAGCCCACCCACCUCAAGGUGAAGCAGACUCAGGGCUACCGCAAGCCCAUGGAGGCGGACCUGGUCUACAUCGAGAGGUCGCCCAACUACUGCGAGGAGGACACAGCCACGGGGAGCGUGGGCACCCAGGGGCGCCUGUGCAACCGCACCUCGCCGCACACGGACGGCUGCGACCUGAUGUGCUGCGGGCGGGGCUACAACACGCACCAGUACACCAAAGUGUGGCAGUGCAACUGCAAGUUCCAGUGGUGCUGCUUCGUCAAGUGCAACACGUGCAGCGAGCGGACGGAGGUGUUUACCUGCAAAUAAGGAACCCGCGGGCAGAGAGUGAGGCUCCAGGGGGGGACUAUUUGAAUGAAGAAAGGCUCGAGCAGGACAGGCGGGGGGGGGG